AUGAAAGGAGCUUCAGGUUGGCUCGAACCAGGCCACUUCAAUGACGCGUUUUGCCCCACUGGCGCAUUUCGUCCAGCCCCUGGGCUUGUCCUUGGUGCCGGCCUCUUGGGGGCCUGGUCCUUUGUGCCGGCCUCUAGGGGCCUGGUCCUUGGUGCCGGCCUCUCAGGGCCUGGUCCUUGGUGCCGGCCUCUCAGGGCCUGGUCCUUGGUGCCGGCCUCUCAGGGCCUGGUCCUUGGUGCCGGCCUCUUGGGGCCUGGUCCUUGGUGCCGGCCUCUCGGGGGCCUGGUCCUUGGUGCCGGCCUCUCGGGGGCCUGGUCCUUGGUGCCGGCCUCUCAGGGCCUGGUCCUUGGUGCCGGCCUCUCAGGGCCUGGUCCUUGGUGCCGGCCUCUCGGGGGCCUGGUCCUUGGUGCCGGCCUCUCAGGGCCUGGUCCUUGGUGCCGGCCUCUCAGGGCCUGGUCCUUGGUGCCGGCCUCUCAGGGCCUGGUCCUUGGUGCCGGCCUCUCAGGGCCUGGUCCUUGGUGCUGGCCUCUCGGGGCCCAGUCCUUGGUGCCGGCCUCUCAGGGCCUGGUCCUUGGUGCCGGCCUCUCGGGGCCUGGUCCUUGGUGCCGGCCUCUCGGGGGCCUGGUCCUUGGUGCCGGCCUCUCGGGGGCCUGGUCCUUGGUGCCGGCCUCUCAGGGCCUGGUCCUUGGUACCGGCUCUCGGGGCCUGGUCCUUGGUGUAGGCCUCUCAGGGCCUGGUCCUUGGUGUAGGCCUCUCAGGGCCUGGUCCUUGGUGCCGGCCUCUCAGGGCCUGGUCCUUGGUGCCGGCCUCUCAGGGCCUGGUCCUUGGUGCCGGCCUCUCGGGGCCUGGUCCUUGGUGCCGGCCUCUCGGGGCCUGGUCCUUGGUGCCGGCCUCUCAGGGCCUGGUCCUUGGUGCCGGCCUCUCAGGGCCCGGUCCUUGGUGCCGGCCUCUCGGGGCCUGGUCCUUGGUGCCGGCCUCUCGGGGCCUGGUCCUUGGUGCCGGCCUCUCGGGGCCUGGUCCUUGGUGCCGGACUCUCAGGGCCUGGUCCUUGGUGCCGGCCUCUCGGGGCCUGUUCCUUGGUGCCGGACUCUCAGGGCCUGGUCCUUGGUGCCGGCCUCUCGGGGCCUGGUCCUUGGUGCCGGCCUCUCGGGGCCUGGUCCUUGGUGCCGGACUCUCAGGGCCUGGUCCUUGGUGCCGGCCUCUCGGGGGCCUGGUCCUUGGUGUCGGCCUCUCAGGGCCUGGUCCUUGGUGCCGGACUCUUGGGGCCUGGUCCUUGGUGCCGGCCUCAGAUCCCAGUCCUUGGUGCCGGACUCUCGGGGCCUGGUCCUUGGUGCCGGCCUCUCGGGGCCCAGUCCUUGGUGCCGGCCUCUCGGGGCCUGGUCCUUGGUGUACAGAGGCCGCAUAUUUGGGUGA
Rana temporaria (common frog) is the source of this 1413-nucleotide messenger RNA. Its product is annotated as decreased expression in renal and prostate cancer protein-like. The record is from RefSeq and is a predicted model, not a curated record. Bases 1 to 1413 code for a protein of 470 amino acids. The transcript has a single exon. NCBI's taxonomy places the organism in Eukaryota, Metazoa, Chordata, Amphibia, Anura, Ranidae.